Messenger RNA from Tilletiaria anomala UBC 951, 2376 nucleotides. Its product is annotated as GTP binding protein 4. The transcript has 3 exons. Gene Ontology annotation, molecular function: GTP binding; RNA binding; GTPase activity. Gene Ontology annotation, cellular component: nucleolus. Gene Ontology annotation, biological process: ribosomal large subunit biogenesis. The coding region runs from base 137 to 2272 and encodes 711 amino acids. The record is from RefSeq and is a predicted model, not a curated record. Lineage: Eukaryota; Fungi; Basidiomycota; Exobasidiomycetes; Georgefischeriales; Tilletiariaceae.
UUUGCACCGGUCUGAAGUAGACAGGUCCCGCAAGGUCAAUUGCAACCCCUGCCAUCUCUUGACUUCACUCGCAAAGCGCACUCCUUCGGCCCUAACACCGGCAAAUAAGAAACUUCACGGGGCGAUAACAGCCAACAUGGCGACCUUCAAGGCAUCCAUCGCGCCGGUGCCGUCGGCUAACGACUUUCUCGAUAUCGUCCUCUCCAAGACGCAGCGCAAAACCCCGACAGUCGUUCAUCCAGGAUGGAAGAUCACGCGUAUUCGCAGCUUUUACAUGCGCAAAGUCAUGUUCACGAAAGAUGCCUUCACCGAAAAGCUCGCUGCCAUCUUGCAGGAGUUUCCGAUCCUCGAAAACCUACAUCCUUUCAUCUCUUCUCUGAUGAAUGUGCUCUAUGACAAGAACCACUACAAGCUGGCGCUCGGCCAGCUCAACACGGCAAAGCAUCUGAUCGAGCAGGUGGCGAAAGAUUACUGCCGCCUGCUCAAAUUCGGCGACAGCCUGUACCGUUGCAAGCAGCUGAAGCGCGCCGCCAUGGGCCGUAUGGCGACCAUCAUGCGUCGUCAGAAGGACUCGUUGGCCUACCUCGAGCAGGUCCGGCAGCACAUCUCGCGUCUGCCCUCGAUCGACCCUUCCACGCGCACACUGCUCAUCUGCGGAUACCCCAACGUCGGCAAGUCCUCGUUCAUCAACAAGGUCACCCGUGCCGAUGUCGACGUCCAGCCGUAUGCGUUCACGACUAAAUCGCUCUUCGUUGGCCACAUGGACUACAAAUACCUCCGUUGGCAGGUGAUCGACACGCCAGGUAUCCUCGACCACCCGCUGGAGGAGAUGAACACAAUCGAGAUGCAGUCCAUCACCGCUCUGGCCCAUCUGCGCAGUGCUGUCCUCUACUUCAUGGACCUAAGCGAACAAUGCGGAUAUACUGUCGAGGCACAGGUUCAGCUGUUCAACUCGAUCAAGCCGCUGUUCAACAACAAGCCGACGUUCCUGAUCAUCAACAAGAUCGACGUCCUGAGGCUGUCCGACCUCGAAGACGAACGUGCCAAGCUGAUCAAGAGCAUCGUGGAAGAAAGUAAGGGCAGCGUCAUCCUGCGCGAGAUUUCGACUUUCACAGAGGAAGGCAUCAUGGACGCUAGGAAUGCGGCCUGUGAUGCUCUGCUUGAGAUGCGUGUUGAUGCCAAAGUCAAGGGCCACAAGGCGGAGCAGACCAAUGUGCUCAACAGGAUCCAUGUGGCGAAGCCCAAGGCGCGCGACGAGGUCGAGCGCAAGCCGUUUAUCCCCGAAGUCUUGCUCAAUGCGCAGCAGACUGCCCAGGCACAAGGGGAAGAUGCUGCCAAUGCGAUCCGCAAGAAGUACAACAAGGAUGAUCCCGAGCGGCGCAAGACCGAGCGGGAUUUGCAAGAGGAGAAUGGAGGUGCAGGCGUCUUCUCGAUUGACAUGAAGAAGCGGUACCUUCUCGAGAACGAUGACUGGAAGUAUGAUGUGAUUCCGGAGAUUUCCAAUGGAAAGAACAUCGCCGACUUUGUCGACCCGGACAUUCUGAAGCGUCUCGAGGAACUGGAGAAAGAGGAGGAGAAGCUCGAGGCCGAAGGAUUCUACGACGAGUCUGAAGAAGAAAUCGUCGACGAGGAGGAAGAGGAGGUGCGUGCUGCGGCGCAAGCCAUCCGCGACAGACAGGCCGCCGCAAAGCUUGCGAGCCAGAACAAGAAGAAGACUGUCAAAGCGCGUUCGACCGUUCCGCGCAAGUUGCAGAACCGUACGCUGGGCGACAUGAGCGCCAAGUUGCGCGAACUCGGCAUCGACCCGAGCAGCGUUGAGGCGCGCGCAGCGAUCCUGGCCAAAGCGAAGGGCAUCAUCGGCGGGAAACGCAAGCGCACCGGCGAGGAGGAAGAUGCUGAGAUGGAGGAUGCGGACGAGCAGGCCUGGGUCGAUGAAGACGACGGCGAGGGCGCUAUGGACGUCGACAACGAAACCGCCAAGCCGCGAAAAGCGCGCAAGAGCAACAGCAACCAGCGUGUCGCUUCCGGCUCCACGUCGUCGCGCGCGACAGCGGUCAGUGCCGCGACCAAGCGUCUGCCGCGCAGCAAUCGCGCGACGGCGGGCAUGCGCGACGCGAAGCAGAGUGAGAAGGCGGUCAAGUUACAUGACCUCAGCAUCCGCGAGCGCAACAUGCACGCCAAGGCCGGAGAAAGCGAUCGCCACAUUCGGGAAGUCAAGCCGAAAUGGCUCUUCGCGGGCAAGAGAGGCAUGGGGACGUCUCGCAGUCGUUGAUGGUUGCGUCCAUUAUUUGUCGGUUCGGUUCAGCACUUCAACUUGGGUCCAGCUAUCGCAUUGUAUAACAGACUUCACCAUCUUGUGCAUAUCACGGCGAUUUU